AUGAGCGAGAAUGAAGGCAACGUCGUUGAUUUCACGACGGAUACCGCCGAUACCCCGGGAGGCGCCGACGAACCCGAGCGCGAGAGCCCCGCCGACGAUUCCUCCGAGAAAGGGGGCGGUGACAAGGACGUAACGGCGGGGCAAACCCGACGGCCCGGCCGCGGCUCCAUCUUCACCAGCAAGGACGUCCGCAGGCAGACCGUCGUCAUCGCCAAAAAGGCGUUCUCGUCCGUCGCGUCCGUCGGCCUGGGCUUGGGCUACCUCGCCUACCUCCGCGUCAGGCAUCGCGAGCAGAACGACCCAAACUCGUGCACGCCCUUCGUCGUGCACGGCGGCAAGGCCCUGACCCGCGAGUUGCUGUCUCGAUGCCCGAGCCUCCAGCGGGAGUACGAGCUGCCGAAGUGGUGCACCAACACCCACGCGCAGACGCUGAUCGGGUACGGGCGGAUGUUCACCAUCUUCCUGGAGUACGACCGGCAGCUGGUGCGGUGCGCCGACGGCGGGCAGGUCGGGCUGGACUGGCUGGUGAAGGCGCGGUUCACGCCGCCCGCGCGUCCGCCGUUCACCCCCGAGGAGGCCGCGAACCGCGCGGUCGUCCCCCACAACAUCCCCGCGGCGUGCGACCUCCCCGACGACGCCCCCGUGUUCAUCAUGCUGCACGGGAUCAACGGGGGAUCCCACGAGGGCCCCUCGAAAUGGGCGGUGGCCACGGGCGCUGUUCGCGGGUGGCGGUGCGUAGCGCUCAACAUGCGCGGCUGCAACGGGGUGCCGCUGUCCAACGCGAAGGUGUACUGCGCCGCGAACGCCGAGGACGUGCGCACGGCCGUCAACGCGUGCAAGUCCAGGUACCCGUCCGCGCCCAUCCUCCUGGCGGGGUAUUCCCUCGGAACCUACGUCAUAGGGACCUACCUGGCGGAGGAGAACAGCAAGGGGUUCGACCCGGUCGCGGGCGCGGUUUUGAUCUCGUGCCCGAUGGACCCGGUCUCCUCGUUAUCCGCCAUGAACAGGUCAACCGGCCUGAUAUACCAGGGCGCCCUGAGCUCCGAGUUGUCGCGGUACUAUCAGAAGCACAAGGACCAGGUGGACACCAUAGGCGAGGACAAGAACGUCGAGUUCAAGGACAAGGCUAUCCGAUCAAUCGCCGACUUUGACAAGCUCAUAGUCGCGACGCACGGUUUCUCGGAAGCGGGCGAGUACUACGACUACUACGCGCCGCAGCGCAUAAUACCCAGCAUCCGGACCCCGACGCUUUAUCUGCUCGCCAUGGACGAUCCGUUCCUGGGCGAGCACGAGCAGUGCGAGGCGGCGAUCCGCGGGAGCUCGCACGUGGCGCUCGCUCACGUUCGGAAGGGCGGGCACGUCGCUUUUUUGGAGAAGGGCGUCGGUGUAUUCGGGCCGUGCUGGACGGACAGGGUGCUGGGGGAGUUUCUGGCGUCGACGCUGGCGCCGAGGAGCGCGGCGGCGAGGGCGGUGGACAAGGCUUUGCCCCCCGUGAACCCUCAGAACAAGGACCGGAUCAGCCGGAGUGUUUUCGGAGCUCAGUGGAAGCAGAAACCAAACGGCGGGGGCAAGUCAGCGUUGCUGAAGCAGGGCGGCGUCGGGUCCCUCGGCGCCCUCGGCGAGGACGGCCGCGCCCGGCUGUGA
Messenger RNA from Micromonas commoda, 1644 nucleotides. RefSeq lists its product with no specific name. Gene Ontology annotation, molecular function: short-chain carboxylesterase activity; monoacylglycerol lipase activity. NCBI's taxonomy places the organism in Eukaryota, Viridiplantae, Chlorophyta, Mamiellophyceae, Mamiellales, Mamiellaceae. The transcript has a single exon. The record is from RefSeq and is a predicted model, not a curated record. Bases 1 to 1644 code for a protein of 547 amino acids.